This is a messenger RNA of Callithrix jacchus (white-tufted-ear marmoset), 4245 nucleotides long. RefSeq names its product Myb/SANT DNA binding domain containing 7 (gene MSANTD7). NCBI's taxonomy places the organism in Eukaryota, Metazoa, Chordata, Mammalia, Primates, Cebidae. The record is from RefSeq and is a predicted model, not a curated record.
AAUGCGGUCCUUGGACCUGGCUUCUCGGCAAUUAUCCCUGACGGGGAAGAACCGGCUGGCUCCUGGAGAUAUCCUGAGAGCACACAGAGCUUCCCCACACCUUCAGACUUGCACCUUGCUGUCGAGAAGCUGCCCAGCCCUCCUUCCCAACCCACAAUGGCCAGUGCCAAUAGCAGCGCGGGCAUCCGGUGGUCCAGACAGGAGACACGAACUCUUCUCUCCAUACUAGGCGAGGCGGAGUAUAUUCAGCGCCUCCAGACUGUGCAUCACAAUGCAGAUGUCUAUCAGGCUGUGUCUAAGCGAAUGCAGCAGGAGGGCUUCCGCCGCACCGAACGUCAGUGUCGCUCCAAGUUUAAAGUGCUAAAGGCAUUAUAUUUAAAGGCCUAUGUUGCCCAUGCCACAAGUAUGGGUGAGCCACCACACUGUCCAUUUUAUGAUACGUUGGAUCAGCUUCUCCGAAAUCAGAUAGUGACUGACCCAGACAACUUAAUGGAGGAUGCUGCUUGGGCCAAGCACUGUGAUCAGAACUUAGUGGCCUCUGAUGCCCCAGGGGAAGAGGGAACCAGCAUUCUAAAAUCUAAAAGGACUCAGGCAGCUGAUCAUCAGCCUAUCUUGAAAACAGUUAAGGAAUCAGAUGAGGAUUGUCAGCUAAGAAUCAGUGACCGGAUACGAGAAACCAGUGACCUUGAGGACUCCUGGGAUGAAUCCUCGGGUGCAGGGUGCUCUCAAGGGACCCCCAGCUACAGCAGCUCCCACAACCUUUUCAGAGGUGCAGUUGCUCCCUGUCAGAGCAGCCCCAUGGCCAGACUGGGUGUGUCUGGGGAGCCCAGCCCCUGCACCAGCACCAGCCACAGCACUCCUGGGGUAGCCUCCACUCCGCAGACUCCAGUCUCCUCUUCCAGAGCUGGUUUUGUUUCUGGUGGGGAUAGGCCCUUGACCAGUGAACCCCCUCCAAGGUGGGCAAGGCGAAGAAGGCGGUCAGUGGCCAGGACUAUCGCAGCUGAGUUGGCAGAAAACAGGCGAUUGGCACGAGAACUCUCAAAGCGGGAGGAAGAAAAACUGGACAGGCUGAUUGCUAUUGGUGAGGAGGCCAGUGCUCAGCAAGACACUGCCAAUGAGCUCCGCAGGGAUGCUGUCAUCGCAGUCAGACGUUUGGCGACAGCAGUGGAAGAGGCAACUGGUGCUUUUCAGCUAGGCCUUGAAAAAUUGCUUCAGAGGUUGAUUUCAAAUACCAAAACUUAGGAACUGAUUACAAAAGGCUCUGUUUCCUAAACUGGUAGAAGUCUAGUUCCAAAACCUGCCUUCUGAAUCCCUGGCUCCUUUUCUGUGUCCUCAGAAAAAACAUGGAUGAACCAUUAUUAUCCAGAUAGUAUGACUAUACUUACUAGUUCGUUUUCCCAAGAUUCUCCACCAAAUGGAAGACCUUUCAGAAAUGCAAGGGGUGGCCAAGUUCUAGAGAACUGGAUUGUCCUAGCUUUGUCACAGAUGUGAAGCAGUUUAGUUUACCUCUCUCCAACGGUUUCUUCAUCUGUAAAAUGGGAAUCAAUAAUAACUCCUGCCCUGCCUACCUCACAGGGUUGUUGUGAGGAUCACAUGACUCAUAGAUGUGAAAGGGUUUAAAAGUUUAAAAGCACUAAACACAUUCAAGUUAUUGAUGUAUAUGGCCUUGGCUGAGGUAAGGCACGUUAGUUUACAAGAGACGGGAGUAUGGAUGUAUACUGUGAUUUCAUUGCUUGAAUCUUUCCUUUGCUGGUUUAACUUGAUUGCUUCAUGGAGUUUGAAAUCUUAAUUUUUAAAAUCCCUGUGUGGCUCAUUAGACUUGAAUAGGCACAACCCAUAUUUGUACCUUAAUCUCGUACGUUUCCAUUGCUGUCUCUCUGACAUAUCUAUUAGCAAGCACUCUUUUAAUAGUCAAACCACUUUCUCUCCCUCGUUUUUCUGGUUCUUAGUCUCUAGCAAUAUAAGGAUAUAAGAAGUGACAGGAACCCACUAUAGUGUGUUAUGGUUUAUAUCGAUAAUCUUCAAUAUAAAACAUUGGCCGUUUUAUAAAAUAUUAAAUGUAAGUAAAUUCUUUGCAUUUCAUACAAUUUGGGUCCCUUUAGAUGCCUAAGUUACAUCUUUUACAUUUCAGUUGCCAUUUGAACAUUGUAGAAACAAUUAAGAUUAUAUCAGUUUCCAAUCUGCUUUUAGCUGAUGUCAUUCUUUUCUGUUAUUUUUUUGUCUAGUAUGUUAUACUAGACAUGUUAUACAGGGCAAGCCCUAGAAAAACUUUCCUUUUAAGGAGCUUUCCAAGGUUACUUUUCCUCAGAUGUUGUAGACAGAAGUUUGUGUAGUUGAUGGCAUCUGGUAGAAGAGAAAAGCUUUGUUUCCUGCUUUAACUUUGGGAGGAGUAGAGGAUGGUGUGGAUAAAGAGUGUCUGCAAUAGAUGACUUCUUUAAAGCACUAGCCCUGAACAGAUGAGUUCCCUCCCCUCCCCUAGACACACUUCGGGAGAGGUGAAGGUGAUAAGCGACACUUUGGAUUUACUCUAGAAGGGAAGCCAUUAUUGUCUGUCAUUAAUCUAACUUAAAGCUUUCAGUGGUUUACUCAGUACUUUUUGGAAUACAAAUAGGAAUCUUUGGGAUUUAAAAGUUUUCCCACAGUCUAGAAGCUGGAAAAAUAAAAAAAGAGUGGGCAUGUUGAAAGAGAGUUUAUUUUCUAUUUUUACAAGCUCGAAUGCUUAGCUAAAUGCUGGAAGUGCACUUGGGUGGAGAAACGGUCGGAGCAGCAGUAGAAACAUACCCAGAACCAUGAGUAGAUGGCAAGCGGGCUGCUAUGUCAACCCAGGGGUGGAGGUGUGAGGCAGCUGGCGUGGUAAAAUGUGCUGGGAUCUAGUUAGAAUUCCUGGACUCAAAUCCUGUCACAGUUUGUUUCAUCAGGCAAAUCACUUGCCCUUUUCUAUUAUCUUGUUUUUGAGACAGACUCUCACUGUGUUGUCCAGACUAGAGUGCAGUGGUGCAAUCUCGGCUCACAGCAACCUCUGCCUCCCAGGUUCAACUGAUUCUCCCACCUCAGCCUUCUGAGUAGCUGGGAUUAAACAUGUGUGCUAAUUUUUGUAUUUUUAGUAGGGACAAGGUUUCACCAUGUUGGCUAGGCUGCUCAAACUCCUGACCUCAGGUGAUCUGCCCACCUUGGCCUCCCAGAGUACUGAGAUUACAGGUGUGAGCCACUGUGCCUGGCCAAUUCAUGCCUCAGUUUCUUCAUCUCCGGAUUGAGGGAUUUGUAGCAGAUGAUUUUUUUUUGCACUAGUACCUUCCAGCUCUAAAGAAGUUUGAAAUAGCAUAAUAAAAGGCAACAUGAAAGUGAAGUUUUAAUUGUAAUAUUUUCUGUCACAGGAGCAUAUGUAUAUUUCAAAUACUGGUAACAACUCUAGCAUUCUCUGGUAUUAGUAUUUAUUAAUAUGCUCAUGAACUUGUAAGCACCACAUCAGACAUACAGACUCUUUGCUUUAAAGGAGCAUAUAUUUAAGACAUUAAAAUACCUACAGCUAUAUUCCUUUUCUCAGUUGUCUUAGGCUACUAUAUGGAAAGAUAGGUGUCAAUUAUAGGUAGUUAGGUAGAUUUUCUGGAAAAACUGAAGUGCUUGAAAGAGAGUUAGACCUGUAUUCUAUAAUUCUAUUAAUGGUAGCAAAGUGCAGAGACAGGAAUUUCUUUGAGAUGAAAGGAGUCCUGAAGAAGAGAAAUGGAAUUAAAGUUUGGACAUAGUAUUGUGAAAUUCAAUGGGUAAAGUAACCUUAAUGUGGGAAUAAAAGUGAAGGGAAAGGUCUUGAAUAAGUUAACAGAAAAAUAGGCUAAAAAUAUUAAGGGGAGGCAAAUUGCAAUACAGGGAGACAGUGCGCAAGAAAGCAAACAACCAGGAAUCUGCCUGUGUGGUGAACGGAACCGUUACUACCUGAACCCCCCUUUCAAGCAUUCAACUCAGGUUCCUCAUUUAUAAAGUGGGAAACUCAUAAUUGUCCUACCUACCUCACAGGGGUGUUGUGAGGAUCAAAGGAACCGACGGAUAUACGAGCACUUUCGGAUGUGUCAGGCACUGCCACGUAAUGAGUAGGGGGAGACCCUGAAGCACGAGUGAUACGCAACCGUAGGAUUAGCCGUGCCUGCUCAAGUCCAUCAUGUAAAUAAGGUGCUAUGUAUAACAGCUUCCCACCACCUUUGUUUUUCUGUUCGGUAAUUCCGGUGUGGACAAAUAAAGUUUUCACUUGUA